AUGAGCAAAUCCGGGGGCAUCGAGUUAAACACUGCCCUAUGGAUAUACAAGGCGGUACUAGUACCGAACUUAACAUAUGCUGCUGUUGUCUGGUGGCCUAGAGUGGAAAAGACGGAGUCAAAGAACCUACUAAAAAGCCUGCAAGGUAACUACCUGAGAGCUGCAGUAGGGGCUAUGAGAACGACACUAACGGAGGCGUUGGAGGUGGCGCUUUGCAUCCCACCUCUAAGUCUGACAAUCAUCAGUGCUGCCAGACUCACAGCAUACAGGCUAAGAUGCAUUUACAGUCCGGGAUCCAAUCACAGAGAGUUUUUCUCCCUAGGUAAGUUGGCCACGGUCUUUCAAGCGGAAGUCCUGGCCAUCCUGGAAUGCGCAAGACUCCUACUCUUAAGGGAGACAAAAACUAGGAGGAUCAACAUCUAUAUAGAUAGCAAAGCAGCCAUAGGAGUUCUCGCUAAGACCACCACUGAAUCAUCAGUGGUUUGGGACUGUAUGCAAGCUCUAAAUGAACUGGGCAAAAGCAACAAAAUCACGCUAAUCUGGGUACCUGGCCAUCAAGGUAUCCAAGGCAAUGAAGUUGCUGAUAAUCUGGCAAAACUGGGUACCCUAGAGGAACCAGCCUGCCAGAAGGUUGGAGUACCCUUUGCUGUAGGGAAAAACUACAUCAAGGACUGGCUGAAGCAGGAGCAUAAAGCAUCUUGGCAGAAACUAAAGAGCUGCCGCCAAGCUAAAGACCUGAUGACUCAGCCGUUGCCAGGUAGGACAAAGGAACUACUGACAAUGAGUAAGUACAAACAAAGAUUGAGUAUCGGUCUACUCACAGGGCAUUGGGCCUUUAAGGCACAUUUAUACAACCUAGGCCUAGUUGAGGAGAGUAGUUGCAGAUUUUGCAAGGAGGAAAAAGAAGACAGCGUGCACAUACUGUGCCGCUGCNCUUCACUAGUACUCAAGAGGUUCAGAUUCUUAGGCUCCAUGUUUGUGGAGCCUGAGAACCUGAAAAGAUUCAAAAUCGGCCAUCUGUGCAGCCUGGCAGCAAAUGCCGGGCUAAAUCAGUAUGGUCGUUAA
Pseudomyrmex gracilis is the source of this 1065-nucleotide messenger RNA. RefSeq lists its product as uncharacterized. The coding region runs from base 1 to 1065 and encodes 354 amino acids. Gene Ontology annotation, molecular function: RNA-DNA hybrid ribonuclease activity; nucleic acid binding. NCBI's taxonomy places the organism in Eukaryota, Metazoa, Arthropoda, Insecta, Hymenoptera, Formicidae. The transcript is spliced from 2 exons. The record is from RefSeq and is a predicted model, not a curated record.